UUCCCGCCCAGCUGCACGUCGACCAAGAUGAGUUCAGACGAGUCCAGCGAUGGAUUGGAGGAGUUGCGGAGCCUGAAGGCGCUAUACGGCGAGCAGGAACAAGAAAAACCGGAAAAGAUCAAAAGGGAACGCUUUAUUCCAAAGGCCUCGCAGGCCAAGGAUCUCAACUAUGUGGAGGUGCCAAUGGAAAAGGUGCUCUUUGGCGACCGACAGCGACUGCUUACUAAUCUAGCCAAGUCCGUGGGUCUCAAGUUGCCGAACGACGACGAGGACGAGCAGGAUAAAAAUGCGGACCAGUCAAAGCCAGGAGACAAGCGGAAAGCCGCCUGGUCGGAUUCCGAUGACGAAGACCUGCAGGUGGGCGAUGUCAAAAAGGCCACAAAGCACACGGGUCCACUGAACCACCUGCGCAAGGAUAAAUCGUACAAGGAGUACCUCACGGCGCGUUUCCAGCGCACGCUGAACCAACCCAAGUGGGCGGAGAAGAAGGUGAAAAACGAGGACGACGAGGACGCAUCCUCCGACGAAGAACUGCUGCAGACUGUAGGCUUCAUCGAUCGCAAAGCCCGGAGCAGUAGUCUGCCCCAGAAGACUCUAAACUUCAAACGGGUCAAAGACCUGAACAGAGCCACAUAUGCCGAGGGUAAUGCCACCAACGUUCAGUUUCAUCCAACCAGUACUGCUGCUCUAGUGUCGGGCAUGAACGGCAUAGCCACCAUCUACGCUGUGGACGGACAAAAGAACGAAAAAUUGCACAAUAUGCGCUUCAAGAAGUUCCCGCUGGCCUGCACCCGUAUUGCUCCCUGCGGCACAAGGGCGUACUUUGGUUCCGAUAAAUCAUUCUACUACUCAUACGACUUGCUGGAAGCCAAGGAAUCCAGGCGGAAGCUGCCGGGCGACAUCCCGUUCAUGCACCGCUUUGAGCUUUCUCCAUGUGGACAAUUUAUCGUCACUGCUGGCAGGUAUGGUGCCAUUCAUUUGUUCACGGCCAAAACAAAUGAGUUGCUGCACACCUUCAAGCAGGAGGGCAAGGUUAAGAGAUUCGCUUGGUCUGCUGACUCCAAGCGGAUCCUCGUCUGCGGUUCCACUUGCAAUGUUACCGUGCUCAAUCUGCGCCAGAACCUCGUCGAGCACAUCUUUAUGGACGACGGCUGUAUAUAUGGAGAGUCAAUUCAACUGUCUCCCAACCAACGCCUUCUGGCCACAGGCAGCCAAGAGGGCGUGGUCAACAUCUACGACUACGAGAGCGUGUUCGCAUCCAAGUCCCCACAACCCGAGAAGCGCUUCAUGAACUUGCAGACUGCCAUCACGGAUCUGCAGUUUAAUCACACUUCCGAGCUGCUAGCGAUGUCCUCCAGUCAGGCACCGAAUGCUGUUAAGCUGGCCCAUUUCCCCAGCGCCACUGUGUACUCCAAUUUCCCGGUACAGCACGAGAAAGUUGGCUCUGUGACCUCCAUGGCCUUCUCGCCGCACAGCAGCUUCCUGGCCUUUACCACUAAGGGCAAAGAGGUGCCGCUCUUUAGGCUUAAGUACUUCAAGGGUUAUUAAUUGAAGGCGAUAUGAUGUUUAUAAUAAAUUCUUAUAUAAAAAACGAA
This is a messenger RNA of Drosophila teissieri, 1595 nucleotides long. RefSeq names its product U3 small nucleolar RNA-associated protein 18 homolog (gene wcd). The transcript is spliced from 2 exons. The record is from RefSeq and is a predicted model, not a curated record. Lineage: Eukaryota; Metazoa; Arthropoda; Insecta; Diptera; Drosophilidae. The coding region runs from base 28 to 1548 and encodes 506 amino acids. Gene Ontology annotation, biological process: rRNA processing. Gene Ontology annotation, molecular function: protein binding. Gene Ontology annotation, cellular component: small-subunit processome; Pwp2p-containing subcomplex of 90S preribosome.